UUGCGGAAGUAAACAAAGCUCGGCUGACGUGGAGGAGGCUAACCGGAUGAACCGGAUCUGAAUCAGUGGUACAGAACCGUGGGGUCGAUUCCGCGUCUGUCCCAUUUAACGUCUGUCCGGUUGUGUCGGUGUCUCCGGCUCCAGCGGAACUAGUCCCCGUGUGCUAAGCCUCCCUGCGCGGUUAAGAUGGCGGCGGCGGACGACGCCAGCCGGCCGUUCGCCGGCCUGUCAGACGUGUCCAUCUCGGGGGACAUCUCGGUGGAGGGGGACAUCUCCGUCCCCGUCGGCUCCUCCAGGAGGGACGACGAGUACUCGACGCUGGACGAGCCGGUGAAGGAGACCAUCCUGCGGGACCUGCGGGCGGUGGGCAACAAGUUCAUCCACGUCCUGUACCCGAAGCGGAGCUCGGCCCUGCUGCGGGACUGGGACCUGUGGGGCCCGCUGCUGCUCUGCGUCACCCUGGCGCUGCUGCUGCAGGGGGGGGCGGCCGACUCCGACGACCAGGGGGGGCCGCAGUUCGCUGAGGUCUUCGUCAUCAUCUGGUUCGGCUCCAUCAUCAUCACCCUGAACUCCAAGCUGCUGGGCGGCACCAUCUCCUUCUUCCAGAGCCUGUGCGUGCUGGGCUACUGCAUCAUGCCUCUGACCGUGGCCAUGGCCGUGUGCCGCAUCGUGCUGAUCGGCGGCUCGGGGACCGUGAGCUUCGCCGUGCGGCUGGUGGUGGUGACGGCCUCCUUCGGCUGGUCCACCUUCGCCUCCACGGCCUUCCUCGGCGACAGCCAGCCGGCCAACCGCAAGGCGCUGGUGGUGUACCCGGUGUUCCUCUUCUACUUCGUGAUCGGGUGGAUGAUCCUGACCUUCUCGCCCUCGCAGUAGAGGAGGAGGAGGAAGACGAAGACGAACACUCGGAUCUGAACUGACGUGACGUGUUCCUGAUCUCCAGCUUUUUGACUCAUGGGACAUUAGAGGAAUUCCUUGGGAAGCAGCGGGGGGGGGUUUAUGCUGAGUCACCGCCGCGCUGCAGACAGAGUUUGAAAAAGCUGAUGAAAAUGUUCAGAUUCUUCCAGUUUGUCUCCUAGAGCUGUGUAGAAUUUAAAAAAAGGUCCAUAAGCUUGUAUAUAGAAAUGCUUUAUGAAUGUUAGAGUUCCAGAGCAACCUUCAUUUGUCUCCUCCCCUCGGUCGCUCUGGGGCUCUGACACUUUGACGCAGCUCUCGUCUCAUUUCGCUCUUUUGCAUUUUUGUUGAAGUUUUUUCUUAGGGAUGAUUUUUCUUUUCGUGAGACGACAGAUGACGUCUCAAAUGUCUCGACCUUCACGAUGUCUGUCUCUACGUCCCCUCGCAGACUGUUGGUGAGCGGACGUGUUCACACGCUGAGGGAACCUCUGGGCUGUGAUAGGUCGAUUAACCUGCCCGUCGAUCGUUAACCUUUGACCCCUGCUCAGUUUCAGAGAACCUGUCAUUUCUCUUCUUAAAUUACUAACACUGUCUGGUCAUGUAUUUUAAUUUAUGGGUAUUAAUUUUCAUCAAAGAAAAAUGAUUAAAAUACAUUUGAUUUGCAGUGAUUGAAUGUUUUUUUAUUUUUCAGGCUCAGCUCUCGGACUAAAUCAGACAUUUUACUUUCUGUAUGAAUUAACGUACAAAUGCAACUCGUUUAAAUAAAAAAACACUGAUUUAACAGAAUUAAUAAAUCA
This is a messenger RNA of Pleuronectes platessa (European plaice), 1688 nucleotides long. RefSeq names its product Yip1 domain family, member 6 (gene yipf6). Gene Ontology annotation, cellular component: trans-Golgi network; membrane. Gene Ontology annotation, biological process: endoplasmic reticulum to Golgi vesicle-mediated transport. The record is from RefSeq and is a predicted model, not a curated record. Lineage: Eukaryota; Metazoa; Chordata; Actinopteri; Pleuronectiformes; Pleuronectidae. The transcript is spliced from 2 exons. Bases 187 to 873 code for a protein of 228 amino acids.